Molecule: messenger RNA, 3050 nt
Organism: Paramuricea clavata
Lineage: Eukaryota; Metazoa; Cnidaria; Anthozoa; Malacalcyonacea; Plexauridae
Source: the annotation of a GenBank genome assembly
AACUAGAAUAUGGAGGAGAGCUCUACCCAAACCGAAGAUCGUGAAUAUCUGCUAAACAAAAAAAUCGAAGCUCUCGAAGGGGUAAAGAAAGUGCAAGCUGAACGUAUUAAAGAACUGAAAAUGGAAUUGCAUGCGUAUAAGCAAUCGUCCAAUGUACCCAAUGGAGUACCACUCGGCGAUACUAUUGGCAAAGUAAGGGAAUUAGAAAUGAGUGGUCUAGCAAUGGACGAGCUAGACCACUCACCUCUGCAUUUAGAACUUGAGCAGCUCAGCAUUCAAGGUGGUGAAGAUAAUGAAGAUGGCCAUGGGCCUAACCGGGCGCAAGACACUGACAAUUUUAAACAAGUAGGUAUAUAUCACACACUCUUAUGAACAUGUCGUAUGUCAUACGCACUUUAAAUGCUUUAAUGUGGACGAGCAUGCGCAUCUUAUAAUUUAAGUCCCACAAAAAAGGAAGAUCUAAUAAAAUCUUUGAUACAUGUCAACUACUCUUUGUUAUAACCGCAACCACAAAGCAAUAACUUUGAAACAAAUGAUAGCGAUAUUAAUUUUAUUUUAUUGCAACGACGUUUUGACAAAGAGUGAAGAUAUAUAUGCUUUCUCUGUGAUUUCGAUGCUUCUUGCAUCAUUUUCAAGUUAAGGAUAAGAAUUAUUCGUGUUUAGCUUUAAUUAUAACGGUCCGCGUGUUCGUGUCACGUAAACUAAUAUAUAAUUGCGCAAGCAUGCAGAAUUUUUACUAAAUACGCAAGACAAAAAAUACUAAAAUAUUAAAAAACAUUUAAAAACACAUUAAUAAUUCAGGAGGAAAACGCAAAGAAAAAUCAUAAGCGUGUCGUAUCUUUAUAUGUGAUAAAAAAUCAUGUUAAUUUACAUAAACUUUAGCUUUGAUUUUCACGGUUUAGACAAAGUUUAUUUUAAAAAUUACUUCGCCAAUGAACUCAUAUAAGAUGAGUCGUUUUCUAAGCCAUUUAAAGCACUUGUAGUCGUGUUUAUCAGAUAUAAAACGCUCGGUUGGGCCUCGCGUUUCAUAUCUGAUAAAACACUGCUGUGCUUUAAAGUAAGAGUUAACUAUUUACACAUAAGACAAACACAACAAACAUGCAAGAUUAACACAUUUUUUAAAAAAGUUAAUUUUAAGCAAAAAGCUUAGAACGUAUUAAGUUAGACUGAGUGUUCAAAGAUGGUUUCAGUUCUUCUAUACUUAUAAUAGUUUUGUUUGUGGAAACACCACGUAAAUUUAUUACUGCAAAUUUAUUAUUUAUUAAUUUAUUAUUAUUUAUUUAUUCUUUUAUACUUCCCUCGACACUUGCGCAGAAUCGAAAAGCAGUUUUCAAUCCUUAUAAAAAAACUGCAAAACACCACAACGAUAUUUAACAAUUAUUGAAUGAGGUUGAGCACAAUAUGAAUAAUUAUCAAGCCCGAAGUUUGCCGUUAUCAACCAAAGCCGAAGGCUGAGGUUGAUAACGGCAAACUGAGGGCUUGGUAAUUCUUCAUAUUGUGCGAAAACCGAAUUCAAUAAUUGUUUUAUUAUUUAUUUAAAAAAUCCAAAAGAAACGGUCAUCUAUUUGUUCGCCUACGUCACGUUAUAAAUCAGGAAAAGAAUUAGGAAACUGAGUGUUCUUGCCUAUUCUAGCAGCUUUUGUUGAUCUUUUUGUAUUUAACGAAUCUUUAUCUUCCAGUAAUUUUUGAAUUUCGGCUUCGCCAAGGUUUGCAAACCUUUCAGUGGAAGAAGCCAUUUGCAUUUUAUUUGUAUUAAGACUGAAAAAACAAUUCCUUAGUCCUUCGGCAGCCGUCGUCGUCAUAACAAUGACGUCAGCGGGUCAAUAUGAUUCUCGUUGUCAUAGUAAUAUGGCGCAAACGCGUCCAAAUUUUUUUUUCAUAUUGACUCUUUGACGUCAUUUUGCUAUUAUGAAUGUGAAAAACCUGUUCUUGGUUAGCCAUUGAGUUGAUAUGACAAUUUUACAGUUCGUUGUAAGCCAAUCAGAAACCAGGAAUUUUUUAAAUAAAUAAUAAUAAUAGAUAUCGUAUUGUCUUGCGCACUCCAAAUAUUUCAUACAUACACACAUAUCAAAUCGAAAUUUGCCCUGCACUUUACACAGUUCGCGAGACGAGAUUCGUGGGUUCCGUAUGUAUUAAUGUGCUGUCUCCCUGAGGGGAGAUUAUAUCCCUCGUCAUGUUUGUGUGCAAUUCUAAUUAUUGCAUUUUUUUCAGGAAAAUUCGUCCACAUUGCCGCGAUUCCGCAGAGAAUACUAUUGCCCGACCUCGUGCGUCUCCAGAGUUAUCUCCUUCAUUUUCGACCAGAUGCGGUUGCCAGUCUGCAAUACAAGAUUGCAUAAGGAAGUACAAAAGGACUUAUGUUCCUUGAGUAAGUUCCCUGACGUCGACUGUGAAGUAGGAGAAUGUAGUUUGGCCUUCAAAGAUUUUCAUGAUGUUGGCUUAAUUGAAAAACAACAUAUGUUUUUAGCGAAGAUUGAAAAUGCCGAAGAACGUGGUCGUCGUUUAAAAGAGGCAAUUGACACUAUGGAGGGGGAGUCACAUCCUGCUUUAUUUAUAAUGCAUUACGAGUUGUACCAGGACGGUAAAAAACGUGAUGGCCAUAGCUUGGCGAUUAUGCCAAACGGUGAAUUUAUACAAGUUAAGGAGAAACGUCAGUGGAAGCCUGAGCAAGAUCAACUUUGGAAAAGUGUUACCCAGAUCGAAGUGUGGAAAGUUGAAAAAAAGACUGCUGAAGAUUGGGAGAAGAAAUGUGGAUGGAAAAAAUGCACACGUGCGUGCAUAUACUCACGCAAUAGAAAGGAGAAACACACGUAAAUUACAUUUCAUGCUUGAUUGAAUUUUUGUUUGAAUCAGCGACCACCGUUUCGACGUCUGAGAGACUGAUCUGUUCUGUGUAACUUUUUAAACAUUUCCGAAACGUGUACGCAUUCUUAUAUUAUGUUCUUGUAAUCAAUUGCUUUGUACAUAAUACAUAGAUACAUAAUCACCACUUGCAUUCUUUUUUACUCUAAUAUUUCGUAAGUUGUUUUAAUAAAGUUGUAUUCUUGCAUGGA